Pangasianodon hypophthalmus (striped catfish) is the source of this 1529-nucleotide messenger RNA. RefSeq names its product coenzyme Q3 methyltransferase (gene coq3). The transcript is spliced from 6 exons. Gene Ontology annotation, biological process: ubiquinone biosynthetic process. The record is from RefSeq and is a predicted model, not a curated record. NCBI's taxonomy places the organism in Eukaryota, Metazoa, Chordata, Actinopteri, Siluriformes, Pangasiidae. Bases 104 to 1090 code for a protein of 328 amino acids. Gene Ontology annotation, molecular function: 2-methoxy-6-polyprenyl-1,4-benzoquinol methyltransferase activity.
CACUGCUCGGUUUCCUCCCGACGGAAUUCGGAGACGGACCUGAGCGGUCACAUUGAAGUAAAUGCAAUGUAUCGUGAAAUGUGAGAUUAAAUAACUCGCAGUUAUGUUUUCCAAGAAAUCUGUACGUCUUGCUGGCUUUGUAUUUAUCAAGUCUAGAUUAAAAUGGCCGAUACCUGUGAUAAAAUACCCAAAUGAAUGUCAGUGUGCGGUGCUGAAGCGCUCCCACAGCAGCUGGACGGGACAUAAACAGCAGACACACUCUGAGGGCAAGUCAAGAGGUGUCCAUAUCUACAGUGUCCGUCAUGUCUCGUCCAGCACUCUGGACCCGGCUGAAGUCAGGAAGUUCCAGGUUCUGGCCACUAAAUGGUGGGACAUUCAAGGUGAAUGUGCACCUCUCCAUGCCAUGAAUGAGCUAAGAGUGCCCUUCAUCCGUGAUAACCUGUUGACUGUGCAUGGUGGGGGUAAGCUGGGUCGCCCCCUGGCUGGGCUCAGGAUACUGGAUGUGGGCUGUGGUGGAGGUCUGCUCACCGAGCCCUUAGGGCGGAUGGGUGCAGAGGUGUUGGGUAUUGACCCGGUGGAGGUGAGUGUGCGGACAGCGGAGAUGCACUCGUCCCUCGAUCCUGCGCUCAGAGAACGGGUACGGUAUCGCGCAUGCACCAUGGAAGAGCUUACUGAGGAAGAGGGAAACGAAGAAGCAUUCGAUGCGAUCGUGGCCUCGGAAGUGCUCGAACACCUGGCAGAUCUCGACACCUUCGUCCACUGCUGCUACCGCAUGCUGAAGCCAGGUGGGUCUCUCUUCGUCACCAGUAUCAGCCGGACUCAGCUGUCCUACAUCUUGGGAAUCGUGAUGGCUGAGCAGGUGCUACGUAUCAUACCAAGAGGGACACACGAGUGGGACAAGUUCAUCAGCCCAGUGGAGCUAGAGACACUGCUGGAGUCUUCUGGAAUUAGUGUCCAGUCUGUCCGAGGAAUGCUGUAUAACCCUCUUUCCAGAUGUUGGAGUUGGCAGCAGAGUACAGCUGUGAAUUACGCGCUGCACGCCAUCAAACAGAAGGAGGAGCAACCACAUCAGACCCCCGCUGAGGAUUAGACUUUUAUUUGAAUCAAUAUAGAGUUUCUCAGUGGAGGUUUUUAAUACAGGAUACUGCAGAUCAUAAUAUAGAUAUAAUACAUACAGAGAAACAGAAAUACAUGUAAAAAUCCACUAGCCUCAAGACAUGAUUUAAUGUGAUAAAAUAUCACAAUAAGUCAUUAAAUUAACUAUACAAAUCAAUCAUUAUACAGCUAUGUAGUUACAUGAACAAUUAACCUUUACACCUUAACACUUCUGAUUCUAAUGCUUGUGUGAACACAACCAUUUUUUUUAAAAUCUCGACUAUAUCCUUUGGUCCAUUUUGAUAGACAGCAUUUUAUCAUACAGUGUCAAAAACAAGUCUAAGGCCUACUAGACUUAUAGUAAAUUAAGCUGUAAGUCUGAACGUCUCACCUUAGUUUGAUAGCUCCAAUGCAAAAUAAAAAAAAAAAUCAAA